UCACCAUUUUCUUCCAACCCUUUUUGACAUAUCCCAACAAACUCACUCCCCAGUCAUCCGCCACCAUGCUCCGCCAGGCCGCCGCCCGCGUUCUGCAUCGAUCCGCCGUGCCCCCCAGGGUUCGGCCCUUCUCCACGGACCUCCCGGCGGCCCCCGCAGCCGACGAGACGUUCGUGGAGGCUUGGAAGAAAGUGGUCCCCCACAUCGACCCCCCGAAGACCCCUCUCGCCUUCAUGAGCCCCCGGCCCUCCACGCCUUCUUCCAUCCCGUCUAAGCUCACUGUCAACUUCGUCCUUCCCUAUGCCUCCGAGCUUUCUACCAAAGAGGUUGAUAUGAUCAUAAUUCCAGCCACAACUGGGCAGAUGGGUGUUCUUCCUGGACAUGUAGCAACAAUUGCUGAGCUGAAACCGGGGCUCAUGUCAGUGCACGAAGGGAAUGAAGUAAACAAGUACUUUGUUAGCAGCGGAUUUGCGUUUAUCCAUGCAAAUUCUUAUGCAGACAUAAUUUCCGUUGAAGCCGUUCCGGUUGAUCAAAUCGAUGCAAGCCUAGUCCAGAAAGGUCUCGCAGAAUUCACCCAUAAACUGAGCUCAGCCACAACAGAUUUGGACAAAGCUGAAGCCCAAAUUGGAGUGGACGUGCACAGCGCUCUCAACUCUGCUCUCUCGGGCUAACGGUACCCAGUCUCUUUGCCCCCUUGAUCCAAUAAUUAAUCACACUGGAUAUAACCCCCAUUUGCGCUUCAAAAUUCAUUUCAUGACACAAAUUGCUUUGGGUUAUUUCCUUGCUAUAUUUUUUUAUGCGGAGAAUGCUCGGAAGGAUAGUUAAAAGUAAAUUCUUUAGAAAUAAAAGCACCCUACUUCUGAGGGCGCACUCUCUUUGUGGAAAAUUGGAACUUGCUGUGAUUGCCUGUUGAAUAUGAAAUAAUAAAAAUAACUGAAGUUCUAAUA
Molecule: messenger RNA, 947 nt
Organism: Diospyros lotus (date-plum)
Lineage: Eukaryota; Viridiplantae; Streptophyta; Magnoliopsida; Ericales; Ebenaceae
Product: ATP synthase subunit delta', mitochondrial-like
Exons: 2
Coding region: 66-671 (201 amino acids)
Biological process (GO): proton motive force-driven ATP synthesis
Molecular function (GO): proton-transporting ATP synthase activity, rotational mechanism
Source: RefSeq, a predicted model, not a curated record